Molecule: messenger RNA, 2631 nt
Organism: Suillus bovinus
Lineage: Eukaryota; Fungi; Basidiomycota; Agaricomycetes; Boletales; Suillaceae
Exons: 12
Coding region: 1-2631 (876 amino acids)
Source: RefSeq, a predicted model, not a curated record
AUGGACAUGACUGUGCAGAUGGGGGAGACGCUCCUGCUACCACCAGCGUCUCACACACUGCUACCACCAGCGUCUCGCACACCACUACAGUUGAAGAGCAGCCUGAAAUUAUACCGCAACUAUCACCCAAAACUAAAUGGUAUGUUUCACAAAGUCCUUCCAGCUACUCGUCCUUGCGACGUGACAGGACGAUUCCUUGCAGAUGGAGCGCCCCCGACACCACCUCCAAUCAAGUCACCCGAUGACUGGGCUCCAUAUCGAAAUCGUGUCGAGUUCGAGACUGCAGAAUUUCUGUACACGCGCAACCAAAUGUCUGCCGGAGACAUCAAUAUCUUAUUGGAUCUUUGGGCUGCAACCCUCCUCAAAUACAACGACAAACCUCCGUUUGCGGACCACCGUGAUUUGUAUAAAACUAUUGACGCUACGCCAGUGGGUGAUGUCAAAUGGCAAUCCCUCAAGGUCCAGUACACUGGGGAGAAGCCCGAAACCAAUGUACUACCCUGGAUGGACCAAUCUCACGAUAACAUGUUGGGGAAUCCGGACUACGCUACAGAGAUGGAUUAUCGGCCCUACCGUGAGUAUUUGACUGAUGGCGAUGAACGCCAAUGGCAGGACUUCAUGUCUGGUGACUGGGCAUGGAACCAAGCGGAAACUAUUUCUGAAGAUCCGGAUACACUCGGCUCAACGUUUGUGCCGGUUAUACUCGGAAGCGACAAGACAACAGUCUCAGUGGCGACUGGUGCCAACGAUUACUAUCCCUUGUAUGUAUCAAUCGGGAACGUUCGUAAUAAUGUCCGACGUGCACAUCGUGAUGCCGUUGCCAUUAUUGGCUUCCUCGCUAUGCCAAAAACUACAGAGGAGCACGCAAAAGACUCAAAAUUUCGGAAAUUCCGUCGGCAACUGUUUCAUUCGUCUGUCGCCAAGAUUCUCGAGAACUUAAGGCCUGGUAUGACCACACCAGAGGUUGUACGCUUCGGUGACGGCCACUAUCGGCGUGUAAUUUAUGGCCUUGGACCAUACAUUGCAGAUUACGAGGAGCAGGUUCUACUAGCGUGCAUAGUGCGCAAUUGGUGUCCGAGGUGUAUGUCACAUCCUGACAGUUUAGACACGAAGUCACUGUGUCGUCGACGUGACCAUACAGAAGCGUUAGUUGAAGAGGCAACCUAUGGUGCUUUGUGGAUGGAGUAUGGGAUUGUUGGUGACCUUGUUCCGUUCACAAACGAUUUUCCACGCGGCGAUAUUCACGAACUUAUCGCGCCGGAUAUCCUGCAUCAACUGAUUAAGGGAACCUUCAAGGAUCACCUAGUCAAGUGGGUUGGACAGUAUCUGCAACAUGUCCAUGGUACGAAAGAAGCGGAGAGAAUUCAAGCUGAUAUAGAUCGAAGAAUUGCUGCGGUUGCUUCAUUUGCAGGUCUCCGACGAUUUCCAGAAGGUCGGGGAUUCAAACAAUGGACGGGCGAUGAUUCAAAAGCCCUCAUGAAGGUCUAUUUACCUGCCAUCGAAGGUCACGUCCCAACAGAUGUGGUGCGCACGUUUCGCGCAUUUCUCGAAUUUUGCUAUCUCGUACGGCGCAACAUCAUUACAGAAUCUACUUUAGGUCAAAUUCAGGAGGCUCUUGACCGAUUCCAUCAUUACAGGGAGAUAUUUGAAUCUACGGGUGUUGUCUUCACGUUCUCUCUCCCUCGGCAACACUCUUGUUCCCACUAUGUCCUCCUUAUCCAACUUUUUGGUGCACCCAAUGGCCUUUGCUCCUCGAUCACUGAGACGAAACACAUCAAAGCUGUCAAGGAGCCAUGGAGGCGCUCGAGUCGCUACAAAGCCCUUGGUCAGAUGCUGGUGACAAACCAGCGCCUCGAUAAGCUCGCAGCAGCACGCAUUGAUUUCAAGAACCGCGGAAUGUUAAACGGCACCUGUCUGUCUGCCACACUCAAGGCAUUAAGUAAUGAACACUCUUCUAAUAGAAUCGCAGAACGCAAACGCGCACACACUAUACCCGAGCUAUCCACGGAACUCUCUAUCCCCAAUCUCUACAAUGUCCUCCGCCGCUUCCUAUUCGAACAAGUGUACCCAGACGACCAGCACCCUCCCUCUGAAAUCCCGCUUUCGAGAUGUCCUCGAUUUGAUGGGAACAUCCAAGUCUUUAAUUCUGCAUCUUCGACAUUCUAUGCGCCCAGCGACCGCAGUGGAAUUGGCGGUAUGCGCCGUGAGCAUAUUCGUGCCUGUCCUAUUUGGAGAAACGAGGCGCCCCGGUAUGACUGUGUGUUUGUUAACACAGAUGCAAGUGUUGAAGGGAUGGUGGGCAUGGAUAUAGCGCGCGUAAUGUGUUUUUUUUCUUUCACAUUCAAUGCAGUUUCGUAUCCAUGUGCCGUUGUGCGCUGGUUUGACAAAGCCAGUGACGGACCCGACCAGGACACUGGGAUGUGGAUUGUGACACCUUCGUUUGAUACUGACCAUUCUUUUUCUGUUGGAAUCAUCCAUAUUGAUUCUAUUUACCGUGCCGCACACCUCAUUCCAGUCUAUGGAGCACAGAUCAUUUCACGCGACAUCAAGCACCAUGACUCAUAUGAUGCUUUUCGAGCAUUCUAUCUGAACAAGUUCGCAGACCAUCAUGCUUUUGAGGUCGCAUCCUAG